CGGGACCGGGGUAGCGCCGUCCCCUUCGGUCCUGCGUGUCCCCUCCGCCGUGUCCCGUCUCCUCCCCUCCGUCCGUCCCGCGUGUCCCCAGCGGGGCGCCGCGGCGUGCGAUCCCGGCCGGAGCCGGCGAGAUCGCGGCCCGGCCCCGGCUGGCAGCGGUUCGGGGGGUGGGAGGAACGGGGGGAGGCCGAGCCCCGCCGUCGGGAUGGAUCGGACCGGUACCGUGCGGCUGCGGGGCCUCCACGCGUGAUACCGGGACGUCUGGGAGCCGUGCAGCGGGACGCCGGUACCGGCGCAGCACGGGGCGCUGGCCAUGGAGCCGGGCACCAUCGACAACCUGUCCAUCCUGUACCAGAGCUCCGACUUCAUCGUGGUCAACAAGCACUGGGACAUCCGCAUCGACAGCAAGAUGUGGUACGAGACGCUGACCCUGCAGAGCCAGCUCAAGUACCGCUUCCCCGAGCUGGCCGACCCCGACACCUACUACGGCUUCAGGUUCUGCCACCAGCUCGACUUCUCCACCAGCGGGGCCCUGUGCGUCGCGCUCAACAAAGCGGCGGCGGGAAGCGCCUACAAGUGUUUUAAAGACCGGCUGGUGACCAAAGCCUAUCUCGCCCUGGUCAGGGGCCACGUCAGCCAGAGCCGAAUGACGAUCCGCUACGCCAUAGGGAAGAACACCACCGAGGGCAUGACCCACAUGAUGUGCAUCGACGGGACGGAGGGCUGUGAAAAUCCCAAGCCUUGCCAGUCGGAGCUGAUCGUGCUGGAGCACGGGUCCUACAGCGGAGACCCCGUAACCAAAGUGCUGCUGCAGCCGCUGACAGGGCGGACUCAUCAGCUCCGGGUUCACUGCAGCGCCAUCGGCCACCCCAUCGUGGGGGACUUCACCUACAGCCACAAGAAGGACAGCAGUCCCUACAGGAUGAUGCUCCACGCGUACUACCUGCGCAUCCCCACCGGCAAGGAGCUUAUCGAGGUCUGCGCGCCCGAUCCCUUCGUCACCGCAAUGGACAGCAACUGGGUGCCCCACCACGUCACUCACCGGCUGGAUGAGACCAUCCAAGAGCUGAAGGACAAGGUGAUGCGGAACGGGGAAGAGGAGGAGGAGAGCCAGGAAGCCGUGCUUGGUGGCGGAGGAGAUGAGGCACCGAGCGAAGCCAAGAGCGUGGAGACAGAGGAGCAGCGAGCCCGGUGCGAGCAGUGGUUGGCCGAGUGGGCUUUGGAGUGAGCACAAACCACGUCUCUGCAUUUCCAGCCCAAUGCUCCAUUUUCGUCCCAGCGGGUCCCCAUGGAGCCCAGCGCUGACUCCACAUCUGCGCUUUCUGUAUGCCAUGGCUUCCCUCACUUCUGGGGCUGGGAUUAGGCAGAUUUUAGCAGCGAUUAGGAUGGGUUUGGUUUUUAACAUACACAUCAUCCAUCUGGCCACUGGAUGCCCCUUUCCUAAUUCUGGGCCUCAGCAGCAGAGUCAGUGUGUCAUGUACCAGCUUAGAGUGACCCCAAAGCUUUACAUCCCUGUCCCGGGGCUCAGGCACAGCUGGGGCAGCACGGACGAUGCCUUUGCCGUGAGGGUGAUGGACGUAUCCGCAAACCCUCAGUGCUCGGAUGCUAAAAUGCAGCCCAGCAAAGGGAGGGGAGAACAUGCCGGGUACAGCUUCGGUGUCCGUGUCCCCAGUUCCCUUCGCUCCAGCCUGCUGCGCUCACUGGCACACGCGUUGGGUGGGAGGUGGGAGAUCAGGAGGCUGAAAUGCAGCCUGGGGGGCACCGACAGCCCCCCUAGUCCAGGGGCAGCCCCAAGGUGUUUUGCCCACGGAGCUGGGCUGUGCGAUGGGUGCAGGAGAGGUCCCUGCCUGCCACCGAGGACGUGCUGCCUGCCCGACCCUGCCCACACGCUUUCCUUCCUGCCCCAGCCCACGGGUGUUUUUUUUUAAAGGUUGUUGAAGGUGAGUGAGUUGAUAGGAAUGGAUUUUAAACUUUUUUCAAAUUUCUGUGAGAAGAAUCUAGUCUUUUAGCAGUUCUGAAAUACGGGUGGUCUCGGAAAUGAGUGUAUUUUUAGUACUUUCGUGGUCAGAGAGCUAGCAGCCCAAAGCUUUUUUAAUAGAUCUUAUUAUACCUUCUAUUAGCAUUGCCUUUUCCUAGUGCCCACUUUUAUCCUGGGUGUGGAUGUAACCCCUGCUGAGACAGCUCAGAAAACACAAGCCCCUUUCUGCUUUACCCAAACGAGGGGGAAUAAGUAUCAUGUUUUGGUCCCA
Molecule: messenger RNA, 2249 nt
Organism: Harpia harpyja (harpy eagle)
Lineage: Eukaryota; Metazoa; Chordata; Aves; Accipitriformes; Accipitridae
Gene: RPUSD1
Product: RNA pseudouridine synthase domain containing 1
Exons: 6
Coding region: 314-1228 (304 amino acids)
Biological process (GO): pseudouridine synthesis
Molecular function (GO): RNA binding; pseudouridine synthase activity
Source: RefSeq, a predicted model, not a curated record